Messenger RNA from Lottia gigantea (owl limpet), 1305 nucleotides. RefSeq lists its product as hypothetical. Bases 1 to 1305 code for a protein of 434 amino acids. The transcript is spliced from 12 exons. NCBI's taxonomy places the organism in Eukaryota, Metazoa, Mollusca, Gastropoda, Lottiidae. The record is from RefSeq and is a predicted model, not a curated record.
AUGAAUAAAAGAGAUUUCGGGUCGUUCCAUGCUUCAAAUGUUCAAGAGCUGUUAUCUUUAUCAGAGGAACAAUACCAAGCACCUUUACUUCCCGUUGACAGCGGAUUGUCCAAACUUGUCACUGGAGAUGAUUUUGAUUUUGGCGAAGUUGCGAGAAGAAAGUAUUUUUUAAUUGAGGAGGAUUGUACAUUUUUAAAUCAUGGUGCAUUUGGUGGUGUAUUGAAACCGGCUCUCGAAUAUGCACAGAAAUGGCAAUGCUAUGCAGAAAAACAACCAUUGAGGUUUUAUGAUAGAGAGUUGUUACCAUUACUUGCUGAUGUCACAAGGAAUCUAGCUAAAUUUAUAAACUGUGAUGCAACUGAUUUAGUAUUGAUAUCAAAUGCCACAACUGCUUUAAACUCUAUCAUUCGUAGUUUUAAAUUUGAUCCUGGGGAUGUUAUUCUUAUGCUGAAUGUAACUUAUGGAGCAGUAAAGAAACUAAUUAAACAAGUUUGUCUGGAAACUGGAGCUAUUGUAAAGGAAAUAGAAGUUAAAUUUCCGAUAGAAGGAAAUGAACAGAUAAUAAGUCAUACGGAACAAGUAUUACUGGGAGAAAAGAUUACACUGGCCGUAUUUGAUCACAUUCCCAGUAAUACACCCUUUAUUUUACCAAUACCAGAACUUGUACAUCUUUGUCAUGAAAGAAAUGUUCCCGUGUUAGUGGACGGUGCUCAUGUUUUUGGUAAUAUUCCACUUGAUAUCAAAGCAAUAAAUGCAGACUUUUAUGUUUCCAAUUGUCAUAAAUGGUUUUGUUGUCCAAAGGGUGCCGCUUUUCUAUAUGUAAGAACUGAAUACCAAGCUACUAUUAGACCUUUGGUUAUAUCACAUGGAUUUGGGUCUGGUUUUAAUUCAGAAUUUAUUUGGACAGGUUUACAUGACUACAGUGCUUAUUUAUCAUUGUACACAGUACUAGAGUUCUGGCAGAGAAUCGGACUACAUGAUAUUCUUCAACAUAAUCACUGUUUAGCUGUUGAUGCAGGUAAAUUAUUAGUCCAAUCUUGGAAAACACAACUUAUGGCACCGGAAAAUAUGUUUGGAUCAAUGGUUCUAGUUGAAUUACCAGCCCAGAGAGACAGAGAUAAAAUAACAUAUGAUGAUGCUGAAGCCAUACAAAAUACUCUUUACCACAAUUAUAAUAUCGAGGUACCAAUAAAGGUGGUGGGUAAAAGAUUAUGUGUCCGUAUUUCAGCACACAUUUAUAACCGAAUAGAGGAGUAUGAAAAACUAGCUAAAGCUAUUCUUGAAAUAUGUGACUCGUCAAGUUAA